Messenger RNA from Marchantia polymorpha subsp. ruderalis, 1094 nucleotides. The record is from the annotation of a GenBank genome assembly. Lineage: Eukaryota; Viridiplantae; Streptophyta; Marchantiopsida; Marchantiales; Marchantiaceae.
GAUCCGUGCUUGAGGCACAGGCAGCAGCUGCAGGCACAUCGACGAUUCUCUAUCUGGAGCCUGAGGCCCAUUUAAAUAAGGCCCGCCAAGCAAAGCAUUCCUUCCAUGAUCUCGCGACUUCAUCAAUGGAGGAGUAUUAAUAGAAUGUCCCGGUUGGGGAUGUUUUGCGACUGGGCGCUCGUCAUCAUUGCCUGGCUUGCCUGAUUGGGAAGCGAGCGCUGGCCAAUGCGCACCUGCUAGAACGAGAAUUCCCUGCGCUGGUCUGGACCAACGGAUCGGCGAUGCAGCAGGACUUUCCGGUCAACCUCCUCCAGGGGGCAGGGGGUCAGAGCUGGUUCCUUCCUGUCCCGCUGAUUGACUGACGGCCUGCCAAGGGGGCUCGGAGCUUGGCCCCCUUGACGAGACCUUUAAUGUCCGGGCUUAUUAUGCACCGAACUUGUCGAGCCAAAAGGUGCGCACCCUGAGCGUACAGGCGCUGCGCCUCCGUGAGGCGCAGCACGACGUCGAGUCUGCCGUUCGCCCUGCGCUCGGCCAUUGGCCGACGCAAACGUGGGCCGCUCAACGGCGCCCUCGAUGCCAAUUACAUCGAUGACCUCCGCUUUGAAUUUACGCCCCAUGUGACAAACAUACGCUUCCAGAUAGAUGGUUGAACUCUUUGACAAUUUUAGCAAAUCUGAUGCAGACAAGCCCACUCCACGACCUAUCUCGUCGCCCCGGUUUUAUAGUGCGAUGGUCAAGUUGGAGCAGGCUGCGUUUGCAGCACGCGCCAUGGCUUCCCUUCCAGUGCAUUAUCUGGGCCCGAUCGAUCGAUCGAACGACGCUCUUCAUGACUGCUCCCGAAAGAUCGCAGCAUUCAAAUUCGCUUCCCCAGCUCGAGAGCUGCUUCCAACACCUGUUCUCUCUUCUGGUCAACUCCUUCAUUCCCCGUGCUCGCCCAUGUUAUCACGUCCACUUGUGUCGCUAGUGGUGCAUGGUCAAACUCCUUGCAUUGGUCGACCCACUUACUCUCGCCUAAUCCAGAGGUGAAACCAAUUUCAGCGAUUCAGAUGUCAGCAUGAUGCCAGCAGGUCUGCCCGUGGCGUGUUUUCUAGUGG